CAUCUUCACACCAGGCCUUAUGACGAGAGUGAGAAAUCAUGCAUGUUAUCAGAGUACAUGGAACAAUACCCCCUUUAUCCUGCCACUCUUCCCAGAGGCUCAUUUAAGCCGAAGGAAGCAUACAAGACGGCGCAGAUACCCAUGGAUGGCAUCUCAACUACAAAGAGAGAUUACAUGGCUCAUGAAGUGUUGCCACAGAAACUUAAACCAUCUGAAAAUUAUAUCAAGAGUGAUGAGCGUAUGGAUUUGACUUCCACUUAUAAACAAGAUUAUAAUUUCUACCCUGUCUCUCAAGUACCUCCAUGCCUCCCCUCUGUGACAAGACACAUCUGCAGUGCCAAGAUGGACACAACAACCACCUAUAAAGAUGACUAUGUGCUGUGGAAUGAACUGAAGACAGAGCUGAUCAGACCAAAUGACAGGUUUCGCCCGACAGAAGAAAAAUUUGACUACAGAACCAUUGCCCAGGAUGACUAUCUCUACAGGGGGCCGGUUGCCACUCAUAGCUGCAAACCUCUGAAUCAGGUCCAGAAAAGUAAGGCUCCCUUUGAUGAUACAACCAGCUAUAGAGUGAAUUAUGUGCCACAUCCUCUGCAGAAAUGUCUUGCCUGUAGAUGUGAGACAUACAAGGCCAGCAAGGUCCCAUUUGAUGGCCUCACUACCCACAAAGUUUCUUACAAGGGGCUGGCUGGUCAGCCAGCCAAGCUGGCAAAACCAUACCAGCCGAAGGUUCCCUGUGAUCUUCCGUUUUCCUCUACAACUGAGUUUCAGGAAAAAUACCAAGCUUGGCCACGGCCUCCUGUAUUCACCAAAAAACCUCGUGUAUAUCUUCCUUCUCUAGAGAAAAUGGACCUUCACACCACUACUCAGAUACAUUACAAGCACCCAAAUGGCAAGCCAGCCAAUAUGUGUCGACCUUUCGUGCAGUUCAAAAAAGGUACUAAGCCAUUCAAUAGCUCUUCUGUAAUGAAGGAAGACUAUAAGCCUUGGCUGUGCAAGAGAGUAGAACCUAUCACUCAUGCUCCAGAGCUGACUUUGCCAGCAAAACCAAUGGAUUGCUUGACUACCUUUCAGACCCAUUAUGUGCCUCAUCCACUCACAGUUACGAAAAGCUAUAAACCUGGCUGGUCGGGCCCAAAGCAUCACACUCCGCUAGAUGCUAAAACAGUCUAUGCUACCACCUACACACCAAAGGGCAUUGUUAGAUGUCUGGCCUCUUACAAACACCCACCAGGUUACAUCUUCAAGGGAAUCGAUGCUGAAGGUCACAGUCUCUAUAUCCCUGCUUCCAAGAGUGAGAGCCUACAAGGUGGACACUGA
Molecule: messenger RNA, 1320 nt
Organism: Opisthocomus hoazin
Lineage: Eukaryota; Metazoa; Chordata; Aves; Opisthocomiformes; Opisthocomidae
Gene: SAXO1
Product: stabilizer of axonemal microtubules 1
Cellular component (GO): cytoskeleton; sperm flagellum; axonemal microtubule
Molecular function (GO): microtubule binding
Source: RefSeq, a predicted model, not a curated record